AGCUGACAGGUUUGUUUUGCUUGCUCGAGUUCGUCCACAACACAGCCAGAGGAAGGAAGCGACGACAUCAAACCGUCUCUAAAUUAGCGUACCUUUUAGUUUGUAUUUUAACAAUAAGCUACCAGCACAUGGGAACUCGAAUAGUUGUAUAAAUCAUUAUUAGCUUUUAUAUUUUGGCUUUGAUACAGACACUACCUCCGUUUUCAUUUACUGUCAACUGGUUGACUUUGACGCAAUGCCUUCAGAAAAAACCUUCAAACAAAGAAGGACAUUCGAACAGAGAGUAGAAGAUGUCAGACUGAUCCGAGAGCAGCACCCCAACAAGAUACCAGUGAUCAUUGAGAGGUAUAAAGGAGAAAAACAACUUCCCAUCCUGGACAAGACCAAGUUCCUGGUGCCAGACCAUGUCAACAUGAGUGAACUCAUCAAGAUUAUCAGGAGGCGCCUCCAGCUGAACUCCAACCAGGCUUUCUUCCUGCUGGCUAAUGGCCACAGCAUGGUCUCUGUGUCGGCUGCCAUCUCCGAGGUCUAUGAACGGGAGCGGGACCAGGAUGGCUUCCUCUACAUGGUCUACGCCUCCCAGGAGACCUUUGGCACAGCUACGACCGCCCAGUGAACAGCCUUCCUUCUUCUUCCACCUGGCAAGCGAUUGGACAAUUGUAGUUUUUAGUCCCCACCAUGUUUCUUGCCACACACCUUUUAGUCUCGACUGUAAGAACUAAAACACAAACUGCUAAAUCUAAACACAGUGUACGAUAAUUUCCCGGCUCGGAUUGGUUUAGGUUAUGAUCUCUGUAUUAUGACUGCAGUGAGCGAAUAGACUGUUUGGGUACCACCACUCUCACCCAGUAGCAUAAAGCCACAAGGGUUAACCAAAACAGCAGAGUUUAAGUAGAGAAAUCCCCAAAUCGGACUAUGACUCAGGCCAAUAGUUUUUAAGUGUGUGUCUCUGCUUCUUUAUUGUGCUCUCUGGUGAAACAUGUCCACCGCCAUGGCAACGUACCACCUGUUGACGGUAGUUAUUUACAGCGUUGUGUGUCUCCUCUGCUGUAUUUAUGUUAAUGUAUAUGUAAAUUUCAGGUAGGGCUAUUACAUAAAAGUGGCAAGGCUCCACCACUUAUCUAAAUAUACAUUAGCCAAUGAACAAAGCCAACCUUAAUUUUAAGGGUUUUUGGAGACAGGCGACAGAGAAAGUUAGGAUAUGUUUUUUAAAGAAGCAUUUAUUGCAGUUAAAAGGUGAAACUUGGGGAUUUGUAGUCUGGAUUAGAGUACUUUUGCCAGAGAAAAAUGCUAAAUGAAGUAGAGAAGAUUCUCGUGAAUUUAAUGCAUCUCUGCUGUGUGUCUCAUCACAUUCCCUCAAUGGUCCUUCUUUGGUGUUUUUUAACCUUUCCUGCAUUGUAUCCUUAAGCAUCUUCACUGUAACGAAAAAUAUGUUGGGGAACUGCUUUUGCUCUUGAAAUGGAUGAUUGUAGUUUGCAAAAAAAAAAAAAAAAUGCCUUGGUGUACAGAUAUUAUUGACUUUACAGCUUUGAAUAUAAAAGGGGUUCCAAUGAGAGUGUAACCAAGUUGACUUUGGACACACUACAAGGAGCAUGGUCUGAUUGCAUUUGUGAAUGGAGGAUGAUGGUGUUUCUGUAAAUGCCGAUUAGAGGAGAGGGGUUGCCAUUUUCUUUUCUAUCUCCUUUCCCAGAGCUGUCACUGUUGUUCAGUUUCAGUUCACUGAAAUUCAACAAGCACUUUCGCUGUGGGGAACGUACAUCUGCCCAGAGGAGUUUUAAGGGCUGCACUCUGAAAGAAAAAGAAACAUUUGAGUAUCCUGUCUGUCUAUAAAUGGUCCUUCACUGGCUGUGCUGCUCCUCCUCCUCACCAUCUUCUUAACAGAUUGAGGUUUAGCUGCUUUUAUAUCGCAGUAUUUUAUCUUUUUGGUUCUUUUUAUUUUAUGUGAUUUUCAUUUUUGUUGUAUGACAUGUCUUUAGUCUACUCUGUCUACAGUAUGUGAAGUACAAAGGUGACUUUUUUUCUGACUAGUGAAAGCCACUGUGUGUUUGUUACAGAGGGGUGGAGCAUUUGUCUCAGUGUUUUUUUCUGCCUGCUCCUCUGUUUCUCACACACAUAUCCUCACACAGCAAUAUCACACAGCCUCUUAUGUAUUUAUGUUGGUAUUUUGUAAACAAUAAAAGGAGAAAAAAAA
Sander lucioperca (pikeperch) is the source of this 2191-nucleotide messenger RNA. It is a transcript of the gene map1lc3b, whose product is annotated as microtubule-associated protein 1 light chain 3 beta. The record is from RefSeq and is a predicted model, not a curated record. Bases 236 to 616 code for a protein of 126 amino acids. Gene Ontology annotation, biological process: macroautophagy; autophagy of mitochondrion; cellular response to nitrogen starvation. The transcript is spliced from 4 exons. Lineage: Eukaryota; Metazoa; Chordata; Actinopteri; Perciformes; Percidae. Gene Ontology annotation, cellular component: cytosol; autophagosome membrane; autophagosome. Gene Ontology annotation, molecular function: ubiquitin protein ligase binding.